AUGGGCUCUUCCCGGCGCCGGAGCUGCAGGCGGCACACUGCAGCCAGGCAGGCAGCUGGGCACGCCGCACUGCCGGAGCCGCGCGGGCUCCCUGCCACCGGCGAGGGGCGAAGGGGAGCCACGCAAGACCAAGGGAAGCGUCGCGUCCCUUUACCCCAUCGGGACCCACUCAGAUCCCAAACAAAGCCGGGCAGCCGGGAUUCAGGCUUAUCCAAGCCAACGUGUCCUGGAGAGGGAGCGCACGGCUCUGCCCCUCGGCCGCGGGGACGCUCUCCGGGCAGGCAGCACGGGUCACGGGAAAGCCCCGGCACACGGGGGCAGGAUGGGCUGGGGCGUGAGGCACGGCGGGGGGCCGGGCGCUGCGGCGCGGGCUCGGGGCUGCGGUGCUGCCGGACCCAGCGCGGGGCCCGCACCCAUCCCGGGCUGCCCCGGUCCCGCUGCCGCGGGCGGGCGGCGGAGACCCCUCGGCACCUCGGGCUUAGGGGGUCCGAGCGGCUGGGACACCUCGGUACCUCGGGUUUGGGAGAUCCCACCGUCAGGGACGCCUCGGGUUCGGGGGUCCCAGCCUGCAGAAACGUGGGUCACAGUGGCAGCGACUCUACCCCAGUGACCCGCAUAUUCCCGAGGCACGCCGGCAAUAUCCUACGCUCGUCUUUCCACAUUAAAAAUACUCUUUGCUUUCGGGACUCCCUGAACGAGCUGCUCAACACUGUUCAGCUUAUCACACUUGUAAUCGGGAGCCAGUCUGUCCAAUUUCUCUCAUCAGUGUUGCUUGUAACAAUCCUGGUAGUGGAAGGCAUUGCCGUUGCACAGAAGACACAAGGUGGGCAGAAUAUUGGAGUGAAUCGCAUUCCUCCCACCCAGUGUGACAACUGGGUCCGGACCAGUAAUGGAGGACAUUUUGCUUCACCAAACUACCCAAACAUGUACCCACCCAAUCAAGAGUGUGUCUAUAUCUUAGAAGCUGCUCCACGACAAAGAAUCGAGUUGACCUUUGAUGAACCCUAUUACAUAGAACCCUCAUUUGAAUGUCGGUUUGAUCACCUGGAGGUUCGAGAUGGACCUUUUGGGUUCUCCCCUCUCAUUAAUCGUUACUGUGGUCUGAAAAGUCCUGCACUAAUUAGAUCAACAGGGAGAUUUAUGUGGAUCAAGUUUAUUUCUGAUGAGGAGCUGGAAGGAAAGGGAUUUCAAGCAAAGUACUCAUUUAUACCAGAUCCUGACUUCACUUACCUAGGAGGUAUUUUAAAUCCCAUCCCAGACUGCCAAUUUGAGCUUUCAGGAGCUGAUGGAAUAGUACGUUCCAGUCAAGUAGAACAAGAAGGAAAAACAAAACCAGGACAAGCAAUUGACUGUAUCUGGACAAUUAAAGCCACUCCAAAUGCUAAGAUCUAUAUGCGAUUUCUGGACUAUCAAAUGGAGCAUUCCAAUGAGUGCAAAAGGAACUUUGUUGCUGUGUAUGAUGGGAGCAGUUCCAUUGAAAACCUGAAGGCCAAGUUCUGCAGCACGGUGGCCAACGAUGUCACGCUGCAGACGGGGACAGGGGUGGUGAGGAUGUGGGCAGAUGAAGGCAGCAGACUGAGCAGGUUCAGAAUGCUCUUCACUUCCUUUGUGGAACCUCCCUGCACAGGCAACACUUACUUCUGCCAUAGCAACAUGUGCAUCAAUAAUUCUUUAGUCUGCAAUGGCAUUCAGAACUGUGCAUACCCUUGGGAUGAGAAUCACUGCAGAGAAAAGAAAAAGACUGGAUUGUUUGAACAAAUCACCAAAACCCAUGGGACAAUCAUUGGCAUCACAACAGGGAUAGUUUUAGUUCUUCUCAUCAUUUCAAUUCUAGUGCAAGUAAAGCAACCUCGCAAAAAGGUUAUGGCUUGCAAGACUGCCUUCAAUAAAACUGGUUUCCAGGAAGUUUUUGAUCCUCCUCACUAUGAACUGUUCUCACUAAGGGACAAAGAAAUUUCUGCAGAUUUGGCAGAUUUAUCAGAGGAACUUGAAAACUAUCAGAAACUGCGCCGCCCUUCAACAGCUUCCAGAUGCAUUCACGACCACCACUGUGGCACCCAGGCCUCCAGUAUCAAACAGAGCAGGACCAACCUGAGCUCCAUGGAACUGCCCUUCCGCAAUGACUUUGCGCAGCCCCAGCCCAUGAAAACAUUUAACAGCACAUUCAAGAAAAGCACUUACACUUUCAAGCAAGCUCACGACUGCCCUGAGCAAGUGAUAGAAGACAGGGUGAUGGAGGAGAUUCCAUGUGAAAUUUAUGUCAGAGGAAGGGAAGAUACAGCACAAGGUUCAUUAUCUAUUGACUUUUAACUUCCUGCUGAAGGUGGUAUCAGUGUACAUACAAAAUGCUCAUGUACAAUGACAGUGUAUAUAUUAAAAGUGUACCAUACUCAGCGUGUGAGAUGCACACACUUUUAGCUUAUUAUACAUCAUUUCAAAAAACAAAACCAGUCUUCAUAAUUAAUUCUUACUGAAAAAGUGGUGGAUUUCCUCCAAAAUUCCCAAGCUACCUAUCUAGUGGAGGAGUAAGACAGAGACUUUGCAUGGAAAUUAUGAGAUAGGAUGUUGGAGGAUAAAACCCUACAACUACUAAUCAUUGAACACUGAAAGCAAUGACUACUAUUCUCUUCUUCAUACCAUUUUCUCUUCUUUAGGUGUCUGCUUUUCAAGACAAUUUUAAUACCUCACUUGCAUAAAUAAAAGUAGUUAAGUGCA
Molecule: messenger RNA, 2715 nt
Organism: Ficedula albicollis (Collared flycatcher)
Lineage: Eukaryota; Metazoa; Chordata; Aves; Passeriformes; Muscicapidae
Gene: NETO2
Product: neuropilin and tolloid like 2
Exons: 10
Coding region: 1-2310 (769 amino acids)
Molecular function (GO): protein binding
Source: RefSeq, a predicted model, not a curated record